CCUGCUCUUCUACAUAGUACUACAACUAGUCAUGGCGUCUGUCCUUCCGGUGAUUUUCAUACUCGUCAUAGUCCUAGGACUGAUGACUUGUGGCUACCUCUUCGUACCAAAGGGCCAACAUCAAACGACAAUUCGUACGGCCAUCAUGCUCACGCUUGCAUCGUGUUACCUUAUGUGGAUGAUCACAUAUAUGGCUCAGCUACAUCCUCUCAUCUCGCCAUACCGUUCACUCAAGCCCGAAGAGAGUUUAUGAUGGACACGCGCCAUCUGAGCAGGGAAUAGACGUACACCGCUGUCGCUAUAAUAGAUUCUGCAAUUAACGAAAGCGUGGUUGAACACCUCGGAGCCA
Messenger RNA from Suillus clintonianus, 349 nucleotides. RefSeq names its product ATPase, V0 complex, subunit E1/e2. Gene Ontology annotation, cellular component: vacuolar proton-transporting V-type ATPase, V0 domain. The record is from RefSeq and is a predicted model, not a curated record. Gene Ontology annotation, biological process: proton transmembrane transport; vacuolar acidification. The coding region runs from base 32 to 253 and encodes 73 amino acids. The transcript is spliced from 3 exons. NCBI's taxonomy places the organism in Eukaryota, Fungi, Basidiomycota, Agaricomycetes, Boletales, Suillaceae. Gene Ontology annotation, molecular function: proton-transporting ATPase activity, rotational mechanism.